GAGCUACGUCGUUUGAGACGAGAAAAGGAUGAAAUCCAAGCAGAUCGCCAGACAGUAUAUCGGGAGGAAACAAAGAUUGCACAGGAAUUGCAUAACCUCAGAGAUGAAUUGGCCCGAACAGAGCAUAAUCUGCGUUCUAUAAUAGGAAAAGUUAUUCUCAAUGGUCUGGAUUCUGUUAGAAAGGUCAUAGAGACAUUUCGUGGCCGCUAUGGUCCCGAUUGCGAUAUUGUUCAAGGAUACCAUGGCACCUUGAUCGAGUUGAUUGACUGUCCCGAAACUUUUUACACUAGCGUUGAAGUGACCGCGGGUUCACGACUUUUUUAUCAUGUCGUUCAAACAGACAAACAGGUUAUACGAAUAAUUUCUGAAAUCAACAAGCACAAUCUCCCUGGUGAAGUGCAUUUUCUUCCAAUAAACCGAUUGCAUGCCGGUGAAAGUCAAUAUCCGGAGACUAAUGUAGGAGCAUACUUUUAUUGA
Messenger RNA from Protopolystoma xenopodis, 477 nucleotides. The record is from the annotation of a GenBank genome assembly. Lineage: Eukaryota; Metazoa; Platyhelminthes; Monogenea; Polystomatidea; Polystomatidae.